Messenger RNA from Aptenodytes forsteri (emperor penguin), 2522 nucleotides. RefSeq names its product 3'(2'), 5'-bisphosphate nucleotidase 1 (gene BPNT1). The transcript is spliced from 8 exons. NCBI's taxonomy places the organism in Eukaryota, Metazoa, Chordata, Aves, Sphenisciformes, Spheniscidae. The coding region runs from base 1105 to 2067 and encodes 320 amino acids. Gene Ontology annotation, molecular function: 3'(2'),5'-bisphosphate nucleotidase activity. The record is from RefSeq and is a predicted model, not a curated record. Gene Ontology annotation, biological process: phosphatidylinositol phosphate biosynthetic process.
UUUACCGAGGAGAUUUCUCAAGCAAGAAAGGAAAGGUAUUGUAUAAUGACCUAUUGCCACUUACGCAACACUUGCUGCAAUUGCUGCAACUACUGAUUGUGGGGUAAGCCGAAUAUAUCAUCUUCUAUGUGGUGAUUAAUGAGUUCCUCUGUGGUUUUUUUUUCUAGCGCUGUGCUCAAGUGUUUACUUGGAAGUAUAUCUCACAUGUGAGCCCAACCCAAAAAGGAUGUAAUCUACGCAGAUAAAAAAACCUGACAGGGAAACAUAAAAAGCAACUAGCACUGCCUUUUAAAGAAUACAGCAUGGUUAUCGAUACUUCUUUUUCCUGAGGUGGAGAAAAGCUAGGAGGAAUGGAUAAUUGCUAGCCUUUUGCAAGAGGGAUAGUUAUUCUUCUAUUUGGGAACUGAAGGCAUAGUGAAUUGCACCGCUGUGUGCUGGGGAACAGCCGUAGAAGACAAUGCCACAGGAAGAAUGACGGGACAUGCAGUGUUGAGGGGAGGAAGAUGUAAUAAGAUUUCCUUAAAGAAAUCAAGAGAAGUUAAAGAAGUACAGAAAGGAUGGUAAAAUUUAGAUGAGCAGACUUUCGCAUGCAAGUGCAGUGUUUGCAGUAUCUUUGUGUCCACAAUUAGGCCAUCUACAAAAGCCUAUUUUAUAUUUAAACAAAUGAAAAGAGUAAGUAAAGUUGCUGUUGUCAUCCUGUCUGGUAGCCUUGUACUUGAGUCUGGGCACAAACCAACUCUGUAGGUUCAGUUCUGAAAAAAUGAACUUAUGUUCAAAAUGUACAAAAAAUGAGUACUGUGUGUAGACUACACUUCUUCUUAACAUUUAUGAUAAAGAGUUGCUGCUGCUGUUCUUGUUUAAUGCCAGAUUUUAUUUUAGUGAGGAGAACUAGGUUCACUGUCAGACAGAGCACGGAUAUUUGAAAAAUCUUGUCUAAGAUAGCUUUAUAGCCCUGUGUUUGUUAAUUGUAUUUUUAAAAAAGUCAAAGCUCACUUCGUUACUACUCACUGGCAGUAACUCGCUUUCCCCUUCCUACUCAGCUUAAACUGUAUCUGUUUGGAAUGUUACGUAAAAUACUUCCAUCUUGUCUUCUCUUGAAGAGGAAUGUACAAGCUUGCUUUUUGUUUCUUUUCAGCAUUCAGUAUGGCUUCUCCAGCUCUACUCAUGCGUGUGGUCGCCUCUGCGUAUUCUGUUGCGGAAAAAGCUGCAACAAUUGUUAGAAAUGUAAUGGCUGCAGGAGAUCUGGGGAUAGUGGAGAAGACCGGAGCCAAUGACUUGCAGACCAAAGCUGACCGACUGGUACAAAUGAGCAUUUGUGCUUCCCUGGCACGGAAGUUUCCCAAGGUGACAAUCAUAGGAGAAGAAGACCUGCCCGCUGAUGAGGUAACUGAGGAAUUAAUUGAAGAUGGUCACUGCGAAGAAAUACUGAAGAGAACUUGUCCUGCUCAGUACACAGGAAUUAAAGAGGAAGAGCUUGUAAUAUGGGUUGAUCCCUUGGAUGGAACCAAGGAGUACACUGAAGGUCUCCUUGACCACGUAACGGUUCUUAUUGGAAUUGCUUACGGAGGCAAAGCAAUAGCAGGAGUUAUUAACCAGCCAUAUUACAACUAUGAGGCAGGAGCUGAUGCUGUGCUGGGCAGGACAAUCUGGGGAGUCCUGGGCAUAGGUGCCUUUGGAUUUCAGCUCACAGAAGCACCUCCUGGGAAACACAUCAUCGUUACCACCCGUUCUCACAGCAGUACCCUGGUAAACGACUGCAUCAGUGCCUUGAACCCAGACAGUGUCAUCAGAGUCGGAGGAGCAGGAAACAAGAUCAUUCAACUUAUAGAAGGCAAGGCAUCUGCUUAUGUAUUUGCCAGUCCUGGGUGCAAGAAAUGGGAUACGUGUGCACCUGAAGCUAUUCUACAUGCUGUGGGAGGCAAGAUAACUGAUAUCCAUGGAAAUGCAUUCCAGUAUAACAAGGAAGUGAAACACAUGAAUUCAGCUGGGGUCCUUGCCGCUUUGCGAAAUUAUGACUAUUAUGCCAGUCGUAUUCCUAACACCGUUAAACAAUCUCUUGUGCCUUAAAGCAGUAAAGCAUCUUCACAAUAAGAAAGAAAGAAAAUAACCAAGCUUGAAAUUUGUUUUAUAGAAUCUGAACCAAAUUCUUCCAUUAAGGUAUUCAAAAAUUUCAAAAUUACAUACAGAAUCUCUAGGUAUAUGUUGGAUCAGAUUGUUUUGCUGUGUUUAGCAGACAACAUCAAAAAAGUCACAUUUCUUCAAUAGCAGUUUUCCAUAUUCUUUGGGAGUAUUUAUUCUUCAUGUGGUAUGACUGUGCUGAAUAUACUGCUAAUCAUACAUUACAGUCCAAAAAUCAUCUUAAUAUUCAGGGCACAAAAUCAUGUUAAGUCAUUUACCUGAUCUUGCUCAAUGUUUUUUGUUGUAUGUAAUCAACAAGGGUUUACUGUGUUAAAUACAAAUGGACUAAGAAUUUGCCUAGAUGGAUUAGCCCAUUUAUCAUAAAGUUGACAGUUUUGAUUCUU